Molecule: messenger RNA, 2260 nt
Organism: Cannabis sativa
Lineage: Eukaryota; Viridiplantae; Streptophyta; Magnoliopsida; Rosales; Cannabaceae
Exons: 2
Coding region: 50-1024 (324 amino acids)
Source: RefSeq, a predicted model, not a curated record
GGUUGAGUGCUACAUAUCUGAAGAGGUUGUGGAAUUUUGUUCAGAGUACAUGGCUGGAGUUGAGGCAAUAGGAAUUAGCAAACCAAGAACUGACCCAGAUGAUGUUGAUAGAGGAUUAAGGGGCAAAGGGACAAUGGUGACAGUGUCCAAGCUUGAACUAGAUCAAGCUCAAUUAGUCGUGAUGAACAAUAACGCAGAGGUUCAACCAUAUAUAACUGACCAUAUGGAGCUGUUACAAUCAAUGGUUCCAAGAAAUCAAAAAAAUAAACAAAAAUGGGUUGCAGACCAACAUCGUCAAACUUUCAUUGGGUGGUUAAGGAAUACCAUUAUAUCAAAGUUGAACGAACCGAAUCAUGGAGUAUCUGAUGUGUUGAGUCGUAUUGCCCUUGGACCAACUUUUGCGGUUGCAAAGCAUGAAGCGUACAUUGUAAGGGGUAAACGUUUUCAUACAAAGUCAAGAGAUGAUGCUCGAGAGGUUCAAAAUAGUGGUAUACGUAUCGUCGCAGAAACUAUGCACUUUGCAAGUGCAAAAGAUAGAAACCCUGUUUUAGGUACUAUGACGUAUUACGGGGUCAUUGAAGAAAUAUGGGAGCUCAAUUAUUUUGCGUUCCGAAUUCCACUUUUUAAGUGUUCUUGGGUUGACAACAACGUUGGAGUAAAAACUGACGAGCUUGGUUUUACUUUGGUUGAUUUAAGUAAGAGAGGAAGCAAGAAUGAUCCAUUCAUCAUGGCUAGCCAAGCAGCUCAAGUUUUUUACAUUUCUGAUCCGGCUAAUGAUAAAUGGUCUAUUGUUUUAUCGACACCAGAGAGGAGGUUCUUAGAGACUGAAGAGGAUGAGGAGAAUGCUGACUUAUGUUACGAUGACUUCAUUGUUGGACAACCAAUUCAUGAGCAACUUAUGGGAAUUGAUCGUAACAUUGAGGAAGACGACGCUGAAUACAUUAGAAACGAUAUCAAUGAGGGAAUAUGGGUCAAUUGUGAUUCAGGCAAACAUAAACAAAAAAAGAAAAGAAAACGUGUCUAAUUGGUAACUUGAUAUAUAGCUUACUUUAUAUUGUGGUUGUGAAUGGUCCUGAAUACUUAACAAUUUGUUUAUGCUUUUAAUAUUUCAUAUACACUACUUGUUAUAUAUAUAGCUAACUUUGAAGUUUGUUUGUUAAUGGUGUAGACAUGGCGAACUCGGAAUCAGGAUCUGAUUCGGGAGCAGAAAAUGAGUGUCCAACCACAAUACCUACACGAGGGCCGACGCAAAUGAAUGAAAUAUCCAAACUAAUGGAUCAGGGCAAAAGAGUGGCCCUCGAAGUUAAUGAUAAAGGUCAAUACUGUGGAAAAAGCUAUGCGAAGCUCGUAUCCACUCUAGGAGUCAGAUGUCGGCAGACAAUAGGGUUGGCCUAUAAAAACUGGAAAGAAGUCAACCCGACUCUGAAAAAUAAAGUUUGGAAAGACAUUCAGGUAAGCUAUUAUUUGUUAGAAUUUUGAUUUGUUUUUCUAUUACUCCAAAUGUUGACUCUAACCGUGUUUGUUUUCCUUCAAAAUAGACGGGGUUCAUUGUGCCGGACACCUUCAAACAUGAUUGUCUCAUCCUAGCUGGGAAGUUAAUGAAAGACUUCAAGAAUAGGAUGAAAAAAGACAUCAUAAUGCCCGCGUUGAAAGAGAAUGAUCUUGGACGACUGGCACAAGUCCCUGAAAUGCACCCAGAGAUCGACGCUGCUGAUUGGUGCAAAUUUGUUGAAAGUCGACUAACUCCUGAAUUUCUGGUACGCUAAUUAUAUUAACACUAAGAUAAACUCUUAAAUAUAAGUACAUGUAUCUAAUGUAUUUUUUUGGCAUUGUAGGAAUUGAGUAAGGUGCAACGUGAACGUCCCUCAAAAAUUCAAUCCAGACAUCGAAGUGGUCGGAGUGGAAUGGUGAAAGUACGGGAAGCUGUGGUAAGUAAUACUUAAAAUUUAAUGUGCUAUCAUGUGCUAUACAAUUUAAUUGGUACUCAUUUCAUUGUUAUAACGUUAUGUAGAAAAAGGACCUCGAAGUUGAAGAUCCUCCCCGCCACCGUGUUUGGAUUAAAUCUCGCACCAAGAGUAGAAAACUUGUCACUGAUUACGACAAGAAAAUUGCAGAGAAGAUAGUAAGUAUAUAUUAAUCCUUAAUUGAGUUCUACUCAUGAGUUAGUGUAUAUAAUUCAUAUACUAAUUGCUUGAAUAUAUGCGUGCAUUAGGCUCAAUUAGAGGAGAAGCUUAGUCAGGGACAAAUUCAGGUCCAGGGC